Molecule: messenger RNA, 3327 nt
Organism: Peromyscus eremicus (cactus mouse)
Lineage: Eukaryota; Metazoa; Chordata; Mammalia; Rodentia; Cricetidae
Gene: Slc7a2
Product: solute carrier family 7 member 2
Exons: 13
Coding region: 151-2271 (706 amino acids)
Biological process (GO): amino acid transport; transmembrane transport
Cellular component (GO): plasma membrane
Molecular function (GO): amino acid transmembrane transporter activity
Source: RefSeq, a predicted model, not a curated record
GAGCGUCUGUCUGCGCCGACCUGGAAGGUAGCGGCGGCUCCUCUAGCUAGCCUUCCCCAGCUUGGGAUCCCCAGCGCACCGCAGCCGGUCGCUCGCCGGUCCCCGUCCGCGUCGCGCGUCCCGGGCGCUGCCCCAGGUGCUCUCUUCACCAUGAUUCCCUGCAAAGCGGUGCUGACUUUUGCGCGAUGUCUGAUCCGGAGAAAAAUCGUCACGCUGGACAGUCUAGAAGAUUCCAAACUCUGCCGCUGCUUGACCACCAUGGACCUCAUCGCCCUGGGGGUCGGAAGCACUCUCGGAGCUGGAGUUUAUGUCUUGGCUGGGGAAGUCGCCAAAGCAGAUUCUGGCCCCAGCAUCGUGGUGUCCUUCCUCAUCGCCGCCCUGGCUUCAGUGAUGGCAGGCCUUUGCUAUGCUGAAUUCGGGGCCCGAGUUCCCAAGACUGGGUCUGCGUAUCUGUACACAUACGUCACGGUUGGAGAACUGUGGGCCUUCAUCACUGGCUGGAAUCUCAUCCUGUCAUAUGUCAUAGGUACAUCCAGUGUCGCAAGAGCAUGGAGUGGCACCUUCGAUGAACUUCUUAACAAACAGAUCGGUCAGUUUUUCAAGACGUACUUCAAAAUGAAUUACACCGGCCUGGCGGAAUAUCCAGACUUUUUUGCUGUGUGCCUUAUAUUACUUCUGGCAGGUCUGUUAUCUUUUGGAGUAAAAGAGUCCGCGUGGGUGAAUAAAUUCUUCACAGCUAUUAAUAUCCUGGUCCUUCUCUUUGUAAUGGUGGCCGGGUUUGUGAAAGGAAAUUUGGCUAACUGGAAGAUCAGUGAAGAGUUUCUCAAAAAUAUAUCAGCGGGUGCCAGAGAACCACCUUCUGAGAACGGAACAAGCAUCUAUGGGGCGGGGGGCUUUAUGCCCUAUGGCUUCACCGGAACUUUGGCUGGUGCAGCAACUUGCUUUUAUGCCUUUGUGGGCUUUGACUGCAUUGCAACAACUGGUGAAGAGGUCCGGAAUCCCCAAAAAGCUAUUCCCAUCGGAAUAGUGACUUCCUUACUGGUUUGCUUUAUGGCCUAUUUUGGGGUUUCUGCAGCUUUAACGCUUAUGAUGCCUUACUACCUCCUGGAUGAGAAGAGCCCCCUUCCUGUAGCAUUUGAAUAUGUUGGCUGGGGUCCCGCCAAAUACGUGGUUGCUGCAGGCUCCCUCUGCGCCUUGUCAACAAGGUACAUGUCUUCUUGGAUCCAUUUUCCCAAUGCCUCGUGUAAUCUAUGCUAUGGCGGAGGAUGGGUUGCUUUUCAAAUGUCUAGCUCAAAUCAAUUCCAAAACGAAGACACCAAUAAUUGCUACUUUGUCAUCGGGUGCAGUGGCAGUCUUCUGGGUUCUAUGUUCCCCUUACCCCGCAUUCUGUUUGCCAUGGCCCGGGAUGGCUUACUGUUUAGAUUUCUUGCGAGAGUGAGUAAGAGGCAGUCACCCGUUGCUGCCACGUUGACCGCGGGGGUCAUUUCUGCUGUGAUGGCUUUCCUUUUUGACCUGAAGGCUCUUGUGGACAUGAUGUCCAUCGGCACCCUCAUGGCCUACUCUCUGGUUGCAGCCUGUGUGCUCAUCCUCAGGUACCAACCUGGCCUGUGUUAUGAGCAACCCAAAUACACCCCUGAGAAGGAAAUUCUGGAAUCGUGUACCUGUGCGACGUCAAAAAGCGAGUCCCAGGUCACCAUGAUACAAGGACAGGGUUUCAGCAUCCGAACCCUCUUCAACCCUUCUGCCCUGCCCACACGACAGUCGGCUUCCCUCGUGAGCUUCCUGGUGGGAUUCCUGGCCUUUCUCAUCUUGGGCAUGAGUAUUCUAACCACGCAUGGAGUCCAGGCCAUUGCCAGACUGGAAGCCUGGAGCCUGGCUCUUCUCGCCCUGUUUCUUGUUCUCUGCACGGCCGUCAUUCUGACCAUUUGGAGGCAGCCACAGAAUCAGCAGAAAGUAGCCUUCAUGGUCCCGUUCUUACCCUUUCUGCCAGCCUUCAGUAUCCUGGUCAACAUCUACUUGAUGGUCCAGUUAAGUGCGGACACUUGGGUCAGAUUCAGCAUCUGGAUGGUGCUUGGCUUUCUGAUUUACUUCGCUUAUGGUAUUAGACACAGCUUGGAGGGUAACCCCAGGGAUGAAGAAGAUGAUGAAGAUGUUUAUUCAGACAACAUUCAUGCAGCAACAGAAGAAAAAUCCACCAUGCAAGCAAACGACCAUCACCAAAGAAACCUCAGUUUACCUUUCAUAUUCCAUGAAAAGACAAGUGAAUGCUGAUGCUGGCCCACAGUUUUACCACACAUAGCUUACAAGGAGUGAACUAUGGCAGGAUGUCACCAUCAUGCUGGGAUGUCAUGGGUUUGCUGCAGAGAUGGUCCACCUAACUUAUAUUUCCUCCUCCAGACAGCUUCUCUUCAGAUGGUGAAUUAUGGGUCUGGGGAAACUGCCUGAGCGCACUCCUCAGCAAUGAGUAUCCCCAAAGUAAUGUGUCUGUGUGCGUACAUAUGUGUUUGGGAAUGUGGGUGUUAAGUGUCGUUGGUUUUUAUUACUAUGUGGCAUUGUUCCAGCGUUGUGAUGGGUGAGAUACUGCACAUACUAAUAUAGAGUAUAUUGCCCAAUAGAAGUGUAUUCUGUAUAUUUCCUAGGUAGUUAAGAUAAUAGUGAUGGUUUUCCUUGUUAGGUCUGUGACUGUCAAUUUGGACAUACUGAAGAUGUAGCCACCUUUCAGAGGUUUAGCAGUGGUCAGGAGUGGGGAGGGGAUAAGGAAUGAGCCUUUUCAGUAGAUUACAGUGCCUCCGUAGAGUUUUUACACAUCUUCUUCUCCUACUUGCUAGGACAGUUUACUAAAACUUCAGCCUGGGGGAGUGUUUUUUCUUCAGAAUGACAGGAUGGAGAGAGAGAGAGAGUCUGUGACACCAGAUGGUCACUCCUGUUUGUGAGAGCCUUGAUCCUUACAUACAACACUUCCACCUGCUAUAAGUGAUAUGCUUCCCCAACCCCAACCCCACUGAGGACUCAGGAGAGGUACCAGGGCCUCCUUGGGACCCUUUAAGCCAGAGAAUGAAGGUGGUCCCACGGCCCGAAGACCAGAGGCGUAGACAGAGGCUCAGAUAGGCUUUCUGUUUUUAAAAGUGAAUGAAGACAGUCCAGGUCCCCAUGUCACACAUUUGGUGGAAUGGUUCAGGUUGUUCUCCGUUACUAAGCACCCGAUCACAGCUCAGCGGCUGUCACUGCAUCAGCCACUCUUCUGCUUCUGCUGGUUUCUCUGAUCUAGAUGGAAAGGGACACGGUAGCAAAUUCUAUCUUCACAGUGUACAAAGAAGAAAAAGAAGA